This is a messenger RNA of Pygocentrus nattereri (red-bellied piranha), 2186 nucleotides long. It is a transcript of the gene cenpx, whose product is annotated as centromere protein X. Gene Ontology annotation, cellular component: FANCM-MHF complex; Fanconi anaemia nuclear complex. Gene Ontology annotation, molecular function: protein heterodimerization activity. Bases 174 to 419 code for a protein of 81 amino acids. Gene Ontology annotation, biological process: kinetochore assembly; DNA repair; resolution of meiotic recombination intermediates. The record is from RefSeq and is a predicted model, not a curated record. The transcript is spliced from 5 exons. Lineage: Eukaryota; Metazoa; Chordata; Actinopteri; Characiformes; Serrasalmidae.
ACAGCGUCUUUGAUGCUUUUCUGGACAAAACAUCUGCAUAAACUGCCUUUUCUCCGCUAAUGCGUGCAGUCACAGUAAGAUGGCAGCCGAGCCAGCCUCACUUGGUGUAGUACGUUAGAGGGAAGAAGAAGUGACGCAACCAAUGAUAAAAGUGGCGCGCUUAUGUUGAAAGAAUGGCUGGUGCAGGACCCGAAACAAUCUUCAAAAAGGAGACCGUCAGCAAAGUUUUGACGCUGUUUUUCAAGGACGACAAAACCAAAGCCAGUAACGAUGCCGUCAGUCUCAUGGCCGAGAUGUUGAAAAUUUUCGUUAUAGAAGCAGCUCAGCGAGCCAUGAAACAGGCUGAGAAUGAAGACAGCCUCGGUGUGGAUUUGGAGCAUGUUGAGAAAGUUUUGCCUCAGUUGCUUUUGGAUUUCUGAUGCUCUGUCAAGGGUCAGUAGAUGGCGCCAUAGUUUUGCUCAACUGAUGCAGCCUGGACCUUUCCUGUUGUUUUUGCAGAAGUGAUUUUCCACAGUCUACAAAUUUAUGUUCUGCAGUCUUUAGUCGGCUGUAAUUUGUAGUAAAUGGAAACACCACAAUGUGACUCGCGGAGAUGAUUGUAAAAUAGUCUAAUUUGUUGGAAACCAUUUCAGUUGCUUAAAUAUAUGCAUCUUCAUGUCUGCACAGUCCGUUUAGCAGUUUUUUGUGUAGAUUUCUGGUCCUGUAGAGUGGUUCGAGAAGCAUCCUUACUAGAGUGCGCAUGUUUCUAUAGGCCACCUGUGCAGGGCUGAGCAGCAGGUGCUUCCAGCAUGCUUUUCUGUACUCCCAUCAAAACCUCUUGAAGCAGUUGGAAGUAAUUAGAGUAAUAAGGGAAGCAGUGAGCCCCAUAAAUGAUGAGUGUCAGGAAAAAGGACUAUACCCCCCAGCCACUUUGAAGUUUUCCUUGUGUGUGUUUUUUUUUUUUUUUUUUUUUUUUUUUUUUUUUGCUUCCUGCAGUGUGGUUUAGUUAGAGCUAUCCUGGUAGUUGAGGUGGCAGCAGUAUGUGUUCGAAUAUGCAUGUGUGUGUGAGUGUCAGCCUGUGCCCACACAUAAAGAAAUAGACAUAAUUACCCUUUACAAUGUUUGAACAUGUUGAAAUGCUUGAAAUAAAAUCUUGUUACAUUAAUUUAUGUUAAACAUAAGAACAUUUCUUCUUUCUAAACAAAGGAUAGAAAUAUUCUGAGAUUUAAGCAUUUUCCUCCUAUUUCUGAAAUUUGGCUCCUAAAACAACCCUUGAGUUUUCUCACUUCUAGCUUAAAAUAUUGUCUGACAGAAGCCUCAACUAAUUUGGGUCUGACUCAUCCCAGGUUUAACUUAAAAAUACUAACAUAAUGUAAUGAACAAGAUCAUCAGUUUGUUAUAUAGAUCUCAACCAUAUCUCAGAAUUGCUUCAGCAGUUUAUUACAGCACAAAGAUAACUCAUGCUUUUCUGAUUUGUCUCCAGAACUUCUCAAAAUGAAAUGCUUAUGCUAAUCUCCUAUUUCUCAUAAGAGAAAUUAAAAAAAUUUAUCACACCAUUGAAUUCUCCUUAAGUUCUCCUGAGAUAUAGAAAAUGUGGUCUGGAAAAAGACAUUUUCCAUUGGGAUGUAAAUUUGCAAUUUUGAAGACAUCUGCAGUAACAGACUAUAUUUAGUGCACUAUUGUUUUGUCCUAUUACAUUCUGCUUGCAUUUGUUUACAACAAGCUAGAGCAUCAUAUUUAGUAUUUCACAAUUCUGACCGAUUACUGGAAGAAAAUACAUUGUUGAUGGAUGUAAACCUAUCCAAAUGCACACACAAUGAAAUGUACCAGUUUGGAUCUUUGAUGAAGGUAGUUAUUCAUUUUGCGGCGAAUUAAUAAUUUGAAUAUUUAAAAUAAGAAAAAUAAAGAACCCUGGAUGUAACCUAUUACAUUCCACCACUCUUUAAAUUCGCUGUUCUACAUCAUUUUCUUUGAAUGGCUAAUUUCAUAGCUUCAUGUGAAUGAAUUUUGGAGGUCUUUGUGGAUUUUAGAACAAUAUUGUACAAUUGUUAUUACAAGCAUGUGCUACUGUUAAGAAUAUAUGAAUGAAGUAAGAAAUUGUACAGUUCAGAUGUUAAUCUUAUAAACUAGAUACCAAAAUGUAUUUUUGAAUGUUUAAAAUGUUUUGUGAAACAUGGCAUCAAUAAAUUGUAAAUCAUAAACAGUAA